GAAAAUCCCCCAAACGCAGACCGUGGCUCUCGUCCACGAACUGGGCGGCAAGGUCGAGUUUCGCGAGGGCUACCCCGUCCCGAUCCCGGGGCAGAAUGAGGUCUUAGCGAAGGUGCUCUACACGGGGGUUUGUCAGAGCGGUUAGUAUAGUACAACCCUCCCUCUCUGUCUGUCUCUUUGUCUGUCUCUCUGUCUGUCUCUCUGUCUGUCCGUCUGGUACAGUGAAAGUGAAAGUGAGCGUGUCUGGGUCGGUCAAUGCAAGUAAAUAAUCUCAGCUCCACUCACCUAACGGUCCGGUCAGAUCUGCACACGAAAAACGGCACUGCGGCAGGAGCGGACGGAAACCCCGUCACGAAGAUCAAGCUGCCGCAUGUGGGUGGGCAUGAAGGCGUGGGGCGGAUCGUGGCGCUGGGUCCUGGUUGUGGCUCGGAUUUGGAGAUCGGGGGACUCGUGGGGAUUCGGUUUGCGAGUCGCAUCUGCAGGAGGUGCGAGUCCUGUUUGGCGGGCCAGGAACAGUACUGCGUCAAGAGUACCAAUCAUCUCCACCAUGAGGAUGGGAGUUUCCAGGAGUAUAUUGCGCUCGAUGCGGACUAUUUGACUAUUCUGCCGGAGGAUGUUGAUCCGAAGAUCAUCGGGCCGGUGUUGUGUGCGGGUGUGACUGCUUAUAAGGCUGUUCUCAACACGAAUAUCCGGGCGGGCAAUUGGCUCGUCGUUGUGGGAGCCGGCGGUGGUUUGGGUCACUUGGCGGUCCAAUACGCCAAAGCACAAGGAGCCCUGGUCAUCGGCGUCGACGCGGGCGACAAGCGGGAUUUCGUCCUCGGUCUCGGAGCCACGGAAUUCAUCGACUUCACGACGACAGACCCCGUCAAAACGGUGCACGAGAUCACCGGCCUCGGCGCACAGGCUGUCGUGGUGACGGCUGGAAGUGCCCGCGCGUUCGCCCACGCCUGUGAUAUGCUGCGGGUCGGCGGCAGCCUGAGCUGUGUCGGCAUCCCGCCCGGACGGCCGGUGCUGGAAACGCCCAUCUGCACGAUUGUGAUCAAGGGGUUGAGAGUGACGGGGAGCCUGAUCGGGUCGCUGAAAGAGUGCAUGGAGGCGGUGGAUCUGGUGCGACGCGGGGUGGUCAAGCCGGAGAUCAAGGUCCGGGGUUUCAGGGAGUUGCCUCAGGUGUAUGAGGAGAUGGAGAAGGGUGAUAUUGCGGGACGGGUCGUGCUUCAGGUUGCAAAGUGACUGUCAUGCAGAUAUAUAUAUAUAGUGUGUCGAUCUCAAUGAACGU
Aspergillus heteromorphus CBS 117.55 is the source of this 1276-nucleotide messenger RNA. RefSeq names its product zinc-dependent alcohol dehydrogenase. Gene Ontology annotation, molecular function: oxidoreductase activity; zinc ion binding. Bases 256 to 1230 code for a protein of 324 amino acids. NCBI's taxonomy places the organism in Eukaryota, Fungi, Ascomycota, Eurotiomycetes, Eurotiales, Aspergillaceae. The transcript has 3 exons. The record is from RefSeq and is a predicted model, not a curated record.